UGGUGGAGGAUCACGGUGCUCGGCUAUACUUGUCAGCAAAUGUGUAAGCUUAUAAGCUUCCCAUCAAAGUUCUGACUGGCGACUCCACCCAUACAACGACGACCUUUAGGGUACUGGGAAUCUCGGGGAACCUGGUCCCACAUGCUUGACACCUACUACUCGUAUCGGCGAAGGCAACAUCAUACUGCUGCUUGCAUCUUACAAUUACAAAUCAACAAUGUGAGUAGGUGACGUGCAAGCUCCAAUUGGAAAGGCGGGGCACGAUUUUUGGCCCCGCCACAGGGUCUCUUCGAGGACUAAGAUCUGUAAUCGGUACGUGUGAGAAGAGUGGGAGCAAGUAUAAAGCCUCAAUCGGCAGCCCACCCUUUGAAUUCGACAUCACUUGAAGAUUUUGUUUUCGAGACUCAGCCUCACUUUCUUCCACCAACCUCAACACUAUCGCAAAUAUGGGUGUCGAAGCCAACACGGACAAGCCGCACUCUCAUCAUGCCAUUCCCAAGGACAUCCCAGAGGAUGACAGCCUAAGAAACAAAGCCGCACCUGGUAUCUCAUACUUCACUCCCCAACAAUCCCCACCAGCCGGAACUGCACUUGGUAUGCUGGAUGGCAGCUCUAAGAUCCCAAAGCUCUUCACCCCACUCAAGCUUCGUGGUCUUGAACUCCAGAACCGCAUAGCGCUCUCACCGUUAUGCCAGUACUCUGCCCAGGACGGCCAUCAAACAGACUGGCACAUUGCGCAUCUGGGUGGCAUUAUUCAACGUGGUCCCGGUCUUACGUUCAUUGAAGCGACUGCCGUUCAGGCAGAGGGUCGCAUCACCCCAGAGGAUAGCGGACUCUGGAAGGACUCGCAGAUGGAGCCACUCCGCAAGAUUGUCGAGUUUGCGCACUCGCAGAACCAAAAGAUUGGCAUUCAGCUCGCACAUGCUGGUCGCAAGGCCAGCACUGUUGCGCCAUGGUUGAGCAAGGGCGACAUUGCUACCAAGGAGAUGAACGGCUGGCCCGACAAUGUGUACGCCCCUUCGGCGAUUGCGUUCAACGACCACCACUGCACGCCAAAGGAGAUGACGAAAGAGGACAUUGAGAACUUCAAGACUGCAUUCAAGCAGGCUAUUGAGCGCUCUCUGAAGAUCGGCUUCGACACAAUCGAGAUCCACAACGCCCAUGGAUACCUUCUCCAUUCUUUCCUCUCGCCCGCAUCCAACCACCGUACCGACGAGUACGGCGGCUCUUUCGAGAACCGCAUCCGUCUCACACUGGAAGUCGUCGACCUCGCCCGGAAAACGAUUCCAGACGACAUGCCUCUCGUCCUCCGCAUCAGCGCCACCGACUGGCUCGAGGAAGCGGGUAUCGAAGGUUGGACCCUUGACCAGACCGUCAAGCUCGCUGAGAUCCUCGCAGACCGUGGCGUCGACCUCCUCGACGUCUCGUCCGGCGGUCUCCACGAAAAGCAGCACAUCCAUGGAGGACCCGGGUACCAAGUACCCUUCUCCAAAGCCGUCAAGGAUAAGGUAGGUGAUAAGUUGCACGUCGGUACUGUCGGUUCGAUCACCGAAGGCAAGCAGGCCAACGGCUACCUCGAGGACGACAACCUAGACGUUGCCUUCAUUGGCCGCAUGUUUCAGAAGAACCCCGGGCUCGUGUGGACGUUCGCGGAUGAUCUCGGUGUUGAGGGGCGCUGGGCAAACCAGAUCCGAUGGGGCUUUGGAGGCCGCGGCAAGAAGUAAGUUGUUUACUUGUUGCUUCAUGCCUCUCCUGCCCAUGCCUCGUCGAUGAAUUCCUGAUUGAGCAAUGGGGGAAGUGCGGGAGUUGGGGUUGUUUCGACUAGAUUAAACGCGUCGUAGACUAUGAAUGCAUAUAGAUUCUAAUAUCAACUCAGGGAUCAAGUAAUUAAGAAAGACGC
This is a messenger RNA of Cucurbitaria berberidis CBS 394.84, 1900 nucleotides long. Its product is annotated as FMN-linked oxidoreductase. Gene Ontology annotation, cellular component: intracellular anatomical structure. The record is from RefSeq and is a predicted model, not a curated record. Gene Ontology annotation, molecular function: NADPH dehydrogenase activity; NADP binding; FMN binding. Lineage: Eukaryota; Fungi; Ascomycota; Dothideomycetes; Pleosporales; Cucurbitariaceae. Bases 447 to 1724 code for a protein of 425 amino acids. The transcript is spliced from 2 exons.